Colletotrichum orchidophilum is the source of this 1038-nucleotide messenger RNA. Its product is annotated as WD repeat domain-containing protein. Gene Ontology annotation, cellular component: cytosol; peroxisomal matrix. Gene Ontology annotation, biological process: protein import into peroxisome matrix. The record is from RefSeq and is a predicted model, not a curated record. Gene Ontology annotation, molecular function: protein binding. The transcript is spliced from 3 exons. NCBI's taxonomy places the organism in Eukaryota, Fungi, Ascomycota, Sordariomycetes, Glomerellales, Glomerellaceae. The coding region runs from base 1 to 1038 and encodes 345 amino acids.
AUGGCCCCAAUGCUCGAAUUCCGUACGCAGGGCUACAACCCCUACGCCGUAAAGUACUCGCCCUACUACGACUCGCGCAUCGCCGUUGCAUCGUCGGCCAACUUUGGCAUCGUCGGCAACGGCCGCGUCUUCUGCCUCGGGCUGACGGCGCGGGGCAUCGAGGUCGAGACGACAUUCGACACCAACGAUUCGCAAUAUGACCUCGCCUGGUCCGAGAUCAACGAGAACCAGCUCGUCGUCGCCUGCGGCGAUGGCUCCAUCAAGCUCUUCGACCUCGGCGUAAAGGACUUCCCCGUCAUGAACUUUCACGAACACAAGCGCGAGACCUUUUCCGUCAACUGGAGCCCCAUUACAAAGGACACCUUCGUCUCGAGCUCGUGGGACGGCACGAUCAAAGUAUGGUCCCCGACCCGAGACCACUCCCUCCGCACCCUCCCCGUAGGAAACUGCACCUACUCGGCCUCCUUCCAACCAUCCAACCCACACAUCAUCUCCGCCGUCUCCUCCGACUCCCAAAUCCGCAUCUUUGACCUCCGCACCCCCGUCACCUCCCGCUACCACCUGACCACCAUGAUCCCCGUCCACGCCGCGGGCCCCUCCUUCCCCUCCGCCGCGCCCGCCGAGAUCCUCACCCACGACUGGAACAAGUACCGCGACACAGUCAUCGCCACAGGCGGCGUCGACCGCGCCGUCCGGACAUUCGACAUCCGGAAUCCCGCAGCGGGACCGGUGGCUGUCAUGCAGGGGCACGAGUACGCCGUCAGGAGGCUCGCGUGGAGCCCGCACGCGAGCGAUUUGUUGUUGACGGCGAGUUAUGAUAUGACGGUCAGGCUGUGGGAUGACCGUUCCAACGCGCCGCCUACGGGUCCGGCUGGCGGGGCGCAGAUCGGGGCGCAGGUCGGGGUGAUGAACCGGCAUACCGAGUUUGUCGUCGGUGUCGACUGGUGUCUGUUUGGUGUCGGCGGUUGGGUUGCUACCGUCGGCUGGGAUGAGAGGGUCCUCCUCUGGGACGCUAAUGCGCUAUUGGCAGGCCGGUGA